Phoenix dactylifera (date palm) is the source of this 3637-nucleotide messenger RNA. RefSeq lists its product as uncharacterized. NCBI's taxonomy places the organism in Eukaryota, Viridiplantae, Streptophyta, Magnoliopsida, Arecales, Arecaceae. The record is from RefSeq and is a predicted model, not a curated record.
AAUUCUCUCUCUGUAGCCUUCCAUUCCUCGCCUAGUCUCGCCCUCCGCGAACACUCUUCAGCUAGGGUUUCUGCUCGCAAGCCGCCUUCGCAAUCUUCUAUUUGGUUGAUAGCUUCUAUUGAGGACUGAUCUUCAAAAUGAGAAGCAUCUCGUGAGGAGGAAGGGGAAUAUAAACUCAGUCUUUCUAAGCUGGUCUAUUCAGGCUCCAUGGGGGGCUCAAAGCUGAAAAAUCAUAAUGUUACCCCCCCUAGGAGACAAUCAUUAAGGCUCAGGGGAAUCAGUGCUAUUUAUGAAACAGGUCUCAAUCUUGUUAAUUUAAAUUCAAAACAUCAGCGGCAAAAUAGUGGAGACUAUUCUACUGUUGCCAAUCAAAUAAAAGUUGAGAUGCUUGAGUCUGAAGAAGAUAGCCAUACUUCUUCCAAAUCAAAUGAACGUGUUAAUAAUCCUGCUGACAGCAGUUAUCCUGGGAACCAUAGUUAUGAAGAAACUAAUACUGGUGGUGGAGACCAAAGCCUUAAUGCUUUGACUUUGAAGGACUUGCGAGCAAGCUGCAGAGCUAAGAAGCGGAAGGUCAUGAAAUCUGGUGCUUCUGCAGCAGUUGAUCUUAAAAGCUGCUCAUAUUUUGAUCCAUCUCAAAACUGGAAGGAUGAUUAUGUGAAACCGAAAGACGAGGAGCUUGACCUUGAGGAACCCCUUAUAACCUUGAAGUUGAAGGUUGCAAAAGGAUCUACUGAAGAUAGAAAGCAAAAGAAGCGUGCACAUCUAUUUCCAGUCUCUUUGGUCCCUAUGGAAGUGGUGCCUGCAAAGACCUGUUCUCUAUCUUCUAAUGACAUGCAAAGUUCAAUGCCUGUCACAGAAAUGAAGGCAUCAAUAACAAAUAGGCCUUCGAAAGACAGUGCUUCAGAUCUACAUGACAUAAAAAGUGAGGCAGAGACUGUUGAAGAAAAUUUUAGAGGGAGUGUCAAGAAAAAUUUUGUCGAAGCAAACAAUUCUCUCCUGUCAUUAACAACUUAUGCUGGUGGUCCAGAAUUGGUUUAUGAUGUCAAAACUGAGAUCGUGAAAACUUGUUCCUUGGAUGGACAAAAUGCAGUAAAUAUAGAUACUAAUUCUACUUUGGACAUCAUUAAUACUUGUAAUUUUCUAGACAAUUCAUCUGCUGAGCUGCUUCCGAAGGUUGGUGAGAAAUUAAAUAAUAGUUUCCCAUCAUCAGCACCUGAUUUAGGGAGGACUUUACAUGUUGAUAGACCUGAAUUGGCUGAUACUCUCAAAAAUGAGAUCUUGGAAAAUGAAUCUCCACAGCAUGAGAACACAAUUUAUAUUGCUGCUUCUUCUACUGUGGAUUUCAUUGCAAAAUUCAAUUAUUUUGAAGAGUCAUCUGCUGAAAUAUUUGGAGGAGUUGAAGAUGUCUUGGAGAAUCAAGGAUCAAAUCCUACCAGUAGAACAUCUACAUCUUGUUGCCUUAACGAGGUUUCUACUGAACAUAUGGAACCUGAUGAGUACUUUCUUCCACAAAUUGAUGCAAAACAUGCUGCUGAAAUUGGGAAGAUGAACCUUUCAGAAAUGUCCAAUCAGAAACUUUGUCCUUCCUCAGUUUCUGUACACAAGGCAGUUCCCUCUGAUCCCUGUAGCUCUGCCUCAGUCUCUGCGACUGUAUAUCCUGUCUCUGAUAUCUGUGUUAGCACAGAAAACCACUGCAUUUUGCUGGAAGAGGUUACAUGUAUAAGUAUAUCGAACCAAAUGCAAUGUUCAGCUAGCAGUAAUAGCUACAGAACCAUGGAUUUUAAACUUGCAGAAGCUUGUGCUUCUGUCUUGGGACAUGAGGAUGCUCAAAUUUUAACUCACGAUUUACCUGUACAAGAAAUGCCAAUAUGUUGUUACAUAGAAGAUGUGACCAAUGAUCCUAGUCUCCUGUCCAAGGAACAUGAUUUGGGUGGAGUCUUUAAUACUGGUACAGAAGGUGAAUGCCCUAGUAAUUCAGCUCAUCAUACAGUCGCUGCGGAUGAACGAAAAAAAAGUAAUGAGAGAACUAGAACUGAUAUAGAAGAGUUCUCCACUACAGAAGCAUAUAAGUUUUACUCCCCAGAGUCUUCCUAUACAUGCUGUGGUGCCGAUUCACAUGCUCUUGUUAAACUCUCACAUAAGAUGGAGGAGUUGUCUUCCCAAGUGGAAGGCCACACAGAGGAAGCAACAUCUGAUUCUGUUGAAAUAUCUGGUUUGAUUGACCCCGAGAAACUCACUGGCGCACCUGAUUUGGGGUUUUCUAAAAGUUCCCUGCCAUGUUCCAGUAGUCUCAUGGGCUUGCAUUAUGCUGAUAGUUUAUCAAAGGCUGCAGGAAAAUGUUCAUCUUUUGGAGUGGAAGAAAAGUUGCAUGCUGCUAAAGAUGAGCCAGCUUCUGAAAUCUCCCAGUUAAUUGAUGAAAAGGGACAGAACAUGGAAAAAGAAGACAAACAUGAUCAGGGGAUGUUAGUAGAUAAUCCUCCAAAAAAGCUAUUAUCAAAACGAAAGGCCAUUUCUCCGACUUCUCAAGAAAAGCUGUGUCAGGCUUUGAAUGACAUCGAUUUAUGUGAUGCCAGCCAACUCUGUAGUCACAAGGAAGCUGAAACAUUGCUGGCACCUGAGCGAAUGAGGACGAAACCAAAGAACCACAAUAUUGGCUCCCUUCUUUCAGUUAACGAAGGAAUUCUUAGGUCGCCGGAUGCUUCUUGGAAGACACCUUGCUCUUGCAUGAAGAGUUCAUCAUUUCUCCAACAAGCUGAGAAGGCCAUUGAAUUUUCACAACGACAGAUGCAUGAUAUAGAAAACAUUGCAAUGAAACUUCUGAGGGGGUUGAAGUCCAUGAAAAACAUUGUGGAAGAAACUCUUUCUUUGGAAUCAUGUUCUUCUCUACCUUCAAAAUUUACUGUUGAUGAGAUCAGAGCUGCUGCUGAUAAUGCAUCAGAACUUGAAAGGACCACAAGGAGGUGGUUAUCUAUGAUGACAAAGGAUUGCAAUCGUUUUUGUAAAAUAAUGAGAUUAGCUGAGAACAAAGAAGCGACUCCACCUAAAGGUGUUUCUAAGAAACAGAAGAAGAUAACUUUUGCUGAUGAAGCUGGUGGUGUGCUCUGUCAGGUGAGAGUUUUCAAACAACAGCCAGCUCCUGUUGCUGUACCUGAAAGUGAUAAAGCUGAUGUCAGCCAUGUACCGUUAUAAAAUAGCAACAGGCUGCUAUGGGCAACGGGUACAAGCAUCUGAAACACUGGCGAUUUUUGUUGGCAUUCUUCGAUGCUCAUGGCCCUCCUGUGGCUGACAACAGUGACCGCUUGUCGGUGGAUGAUUUUUCGUCCUUUAUCCUUGUGAAGUCUUCCUCUUAAGUUUUGAUCUUGGAUUGAACUGCAAUGGAUGCUGGAAGCUGUUUCUUGACUGACAGUUGUUCCCUGCUGAAGUAAGACUUAUCCAAGAUGAGUGGUGUUGUGGAAUUUAAGAAACUAUCUCCAUGGUGAGCUAUAUGUUUAUGCAAUAGAAGGCUUGCCAAAGUAAAUGUGUCAGUGAAGGAUUUGAGAUUUUGUUUGCUUGUAUCUUAACAGCGUUGGUCCGCCUUAGUUUUGUUAACUUAUGAUGAAAUUAAUUCUAUAGCUUUAUAUUUAUUCCGUUAUUUUAA